GGAUAGCUAAAUCAGGAACACACACUUGAAGGACACACACUUGAAGAAUCUAUAAUCUAGAGGCCGUAGUGUUUAAGACAUAGUGAUCUGUCAUCCUAUUCAUUCAACGCGGAUACAGAAUUUGACUUUUUACAAUUUACGACCUGACCCACUGCUCCUGAGUAAACCUGAUCAUCAAACACAAUGGGAGACUGGGGUUUUCUCUCCACGUUACUGGACAAGGUGCAGUCCCACUCUACCGUCAUUGGAAAGAUCUGGAUGAGCGUCCUCUUCAUCUUCAGGAUCCUCGUUCUGGGCGCAGGAGUUGAGAAUGUGUGGGGAGAUGAGCAAUCUGAUUUAAUUUGCAACACCCUCACACCGGGUUGUGAGAAUAUCUGCUAUGACUGGAAGUUCCCCAUCUCACACGUCCGCUUUUGGGUCAUGCAGAUCAUCUUCGUGUCCACUCCAACCCUGCUGUACCUAGGCCACGCCAUCCACAUCAUCCACCAGGAGAACAAGCUUAGAGAGAUGCGCAAGAGCAACCAGUCAGUCAAGGCACCAAAAUACACAGAUGAAAAUGGCAAAGUCCGAAUCAAGGGCAGGUUGCUGUGUAGCUACUUGACACAGCUGUUUUUCAAAAUCAUCCUGGAAGUUGCUUUCAUCGUUGGCCAGUAUUACCUGUACGGCUUUGUAAUGAUACCUGAAUUCCAAUGUAACAAGUCCCCUUGCCCAGUGGUCACACAGUGCUUCAUGUCCAGACCCACAGAGAAGACCAUCUUUAUUAUCUUUAUGCUUGCGGUUGCAUGCGUUUCCCUGGCCUUGAAUGUGCUAGAAGUGUGCUAUUUGCUUUGUUGUAGAGUAAGAAGACGGCCAGAACAUGAAGGCCUGAUGCUCUACAAUAUAAAUGCCAAUAGUCCACCAUUAGGUGCAAUAAGCCUGGAAGCUGCAGCGUGUGUUAAGCAGAACGGCAUGAAUGGAGUCAUGGAGAAGCAUUGGGCAUACAGGGGCCAUAACGCUGCUGAAGAAAUACAACUGUAAAUCUACAUGCAUAACUACACUCUAAAAAUUGCUGGGUUAAAAAAUCCCAACUUGGGUAAAUUUGGAAACUCGGCGCUGGUCCAGUAUGAACUAAGCCAGCAUAGGUUGUUUUAAUUUAGUGAGAAAGGGUUAGGAUGUUGACCACAGCAUGCUGGGUUGGUUUGUCUAACCCAACUUGUGGGCAAAAAUGAUUACAUUGCUGGACUACAGUCGCUGAGUUCUUAUGGUUACAGUGUGUGUGAUUUUUAUUUUUUUUAAUCAGCAUAAAAGAAGCUUCAAGCAGCACUUUUUCUGUACAAAAACACAUACUAUGAAAGCAGUCUGACUCAACUAUAAUGUGAUAACUCAGUGUCCAAAUGACUGUGACUGAAAUCACGAGUUCUGAAUAUCAAACGCAGGAUUAGAAUUAAUCUAACUUCAGUGCGAGCCAAAAAUGUUACUUAAUUUAAUGUUAUUUAACUAGCUACAUGUAACAUAGAAGCCCAAAAUUAGGCAACUUAAUGUUAACUGUAAAUAUAAUUACAUAAGAAUUUAAACUAAUCUUUAAUCUUUUCUACCAAAAUACUAAUUUGUUUUAUUCAUUCAAAGCCAAAUUCUGACAAGUUGCUUCUCUGUCUCAGCAGUGGAAAUUUCCAGAUGAUGAAUCUUGGCACAAUUGCCUGUUCCUUUUCAGGUUCACAUCCCCAACCCCAGACAAGCUAAACCCAGCAACUGGUUUGUAAAAAAUAACCCAUCGUUUUUUAGAGUGUAACAAAAAUGUAUGAAUAUACUGUAUUAUUUAGUAGGCUAAUAUAUUGUCAUAGUAAACUAAUGAUAUUGCACACCAGAAGACACACUGUACUUUUUGAGUUGACUCUAAUUUACUCUUCCAGUCAGCUUUAGGCAAUAGAUUAAUUUUCCUGUCAUUUAUAUCCUGAUACUCUAUAAUCACAUACAGAUUUCACCUUAUUGUGUUACUUCAACACUUUUAAAUUUUUAAGCAUUUUUUAUGUGCAGAAUAAUACUUUAAACAUACUGCAUGACUUAUGAAAUAUCUGACAAAGCUUGUAAGAUACUGCCUAGAAUAUGUGACAUUAAACUAUGGUCAUUGUGUUUAAACUGUAUUUGCACAUUAAUAUUGUGAUUCAGUUUUACUGUGAAUAAACUGGAUGCCCUACAUGUGGAGCU
Pangasianodon hypophthalmus (striped catfish) is the source of this 2184-nucleotide messenger RNA. Its product is annotated as gap junction Cx32.2 protein-like. The record is from RefSeq and is a predicted model, not a curated record. The transcript has 2 exons. Gene Ontology annotation, cellular component: connexin complex. NCBI's taxonomy places the organism in Eukaryota, Metazoa, Chordata, Actinopteri, Siluriformes, Pangasiidae. The coding region runs from base 184 to 1017 and encodes 277 amino acids. Gene Ontology annotation, biological process: cell communication.